UCAUGCUACUGCUUUUGCCUGAUCUGAAAAUUAAAAUCGUUCUUUGUAUUCCAUCACAUUAUCAAAUAAAUCAUAACCCGUGCGGAUCCCGGACCAAACUAAGAGAAAUCUGUACAAACAUUUGUAUCUGGAACCGUCAUGGAACAAGACCAGCAACUUCGGAACUUACGGGACUUUCUACUAGUGUAUAACCGAAUGACGGAGAUCUGCUUCCAGCGAUGCACAAGCAAUUUCAACUACAGAAAUCUUACGAUGGAUGAGGAGCGCUGCGUUGACAACUGUGCUGGUAAAUUAAUCCGCACCAACCACCGUUUGAUGGGCACCUACGUUCAGCUGAUGCCACGUAUAGUGCAGCGGAGGAUGGACGAGUUGGAGAGUAAGGCUGCAGAGGCAGCAAAAGCAGCAGAAGCUUCAGAACCACCAUCAUUAGUGGAAGUGCCUCCAACCUCAACUCCAGUCACUACUUCAACUGACAUGCCCCCUGCUGUCCCAUUGGCUACAGAUAGCCCUGCCACGCCCAUAGGAAUGCCCAUGGCUUCAGCCCCAGGGGAAAGUAUUGUUGCAACAGAGAUCCCAGAGGCAUCAGCUGUAGUUUCUCCAUCAGCUUUGGUGAAAACACCACAAGAGGCGUCACCAAUGAUCGACAUGCCAACAACUCUGGCGCCAGCUAAUAACGACGUGUCAUUAGCAGCUCCACCUCCAAUAGUAGAAUCAGUGACCCAGGCAUCAGAGGGAGGUGGCCCACCCGUGCCCCCCGUGUCUUCAAAUAAGGCUUUACCAUUGAUGGUCCCGUCAGCUCAAAUAGCUCCUCUGAAAGACAGUUCCCAGACCUUUAUAGCAGAGGCACCAGAAUCUAAACUGACUUUAGAGUCAUCCAUGGGAGGAGCCGGUGCUACAACAGCGAGCACUUCGCCGGUGGCAGCAGAGGUAACCCUGGCAACACCAUCGGACGAAAUCAGGACUACGCCCACCGGAGAUGCUACAGUACCCGUGCUCUCCGUGUCUGCCCCUCCAACAAGUUCCAUCGGUGCACCUGGGGGUUCUCUGUCAAGUGCUGUAGCAGCUAUCCCAAUAGAAAACCUGGCUCUAUCAAAGCAGCUGGAUCAGGCCAACGGCGUCACAACAAAUUCUUCAGGUCAAAGGUCAUCGGCUGGGACAGGGCAAGAAUCUCAGCCACCAUCCUGACAGCAAAAUGAAGAAUGAGUUAGUGAUGGUGAAUCCAUACUGAAGAGACACAUUCAGCCCUGUUGACCUCUCACUGGUGUGGCGUUCGCAGAGUUGUGGUCGAAUAUGAUGGAGAAAGAAAAAGAAAGAUGUUUAUGCCUUUUAAAAAAGCAUUGUGUGUAUUAUGCAGAAUUGCUGACUAAAAU
This is a messenger RNA of Chanos chanos (milkfish), 1370 nucleotides long. It is a transcript of the gene timm10b, whose product is annotated as translocase of inner mitochondrial membrane 10 homolog B (yeast). The record is from RefSeq and is a predicted model, not a curated record. Bases 139 to 1185 code for a protein of 348 amino acids. Lineage: Eukaryota; Metazoa; Chordata; Actinopteri; Gonorynchiformes; Chanidae. The transcript is spliced from 3 exons.